Messenger RNA from Akanthomyces muscarius, 1182 nucleotides. RefSeq lists its product as uncharacterized. The transcript is spliced from 2 exons. Gene Ontology annotation, cellular component: mitochondrion. Bases 1 to 1182 code for a protein of 393 amino acids. The record is from RefSeq and is a predicted model, not a curated record. Lineage: Eukaryota; Fungi; Ascomycota; Sordariomycetes; Hypocreales; Cordycipitaceae.
AUGAAUCUGGCCAUGCCUCGGAUAUCGUGGGUCAAGGGCAUGCAGUCCCUGCACCGCGCGAGCUCAGCAGCCUCGCGCAGGACCGCCGCCAGCGCCUUUGCCGCUCGCCACAUCUCGACCACGCCCACACGGAGCAGCACCAAGAACACCGAGUGGGUGCGCAGCAAACUCUGGAAGGAUGGCGAUGCCCCCGGCGCCGCCGACCCGUACACGCAGCGCCCCGAAGACGUGCCGGAAGACUCUGCCGUCACGCGGCUGCCGCGCGAAGCCCUCGAGGGCACCGAUCCCGCCGACAAGCGACCCUUGGCCGUGCGCCGCUCGAGACUGCCAUUCCCGGCUACGCGAAACGAAGCCGCGACACCAAAGGAAGUGGGUGCCACUGAUGCUGCGUACGAGCCGGCCACAUCGCUGGAGGAUCUCACGGAGAUGGGCACUCUGAGUGACUGGUGGGACCAGCCCGGGCACUGGAGCGAGCUGGAUCAAUUCAAGGCCUUUGCCAGCACGGAAAAAGUCACGGACAAGGCUACUAUUGAGGUGUACUAUCGAAGAGCGCUCGUGGAAGUCCUUGCUCUGCAGAAGACGGGCGCGCUGGGAGAAUGGGCCACGCAGAAGUGGGCAGAAGGUUCGCGUGCUGACCUGGACGCUGCGCUCGCCGCGGAGAUUGUGACCCAAGACGGUGGUGCCGUGCUCAAGGGUGAAGCGGCCGCUAUCGCCAGCAGCCUCAAGCAGACGACCGAAGCUGAGACAGAAGUCACGCGGCCAGAGAGAAUUUCCAGUGAAGAGGCUGCUGAGAUGAUCAAGGCGUGGGAUCCCUCAUGGAAGGAGAUUGCCGUCAAUGAUCAGAUGAAGUUUGCCCUUCGCAAGCGGCUAUACCAACUCACCGGCAACCUGAUUCCCGACGCCAAGCUCGGCGCCGCCGCCACCGUCGGGCACCUCCUGACCCUGACGGCUAAGCAACCCAAGGCGAAGCGCCUGGCCGAGAUUCUGCAAAAGACGGAGGAGCUCGUGCAGCUGGCCAAUGUCAAGGUGCAUGACCGCAGAGUCAGCUCCAUUGACAGGGAGGUGGCUGUCGGCCGCUGGAAGCUGAUUGAGGAGGAGCUAACCAAGAGAGAACUGCCGCUCACCGGCACGACGGAUGUGCCGAAGAACAGAGAGAUGCAACACCUUCUUGGGAAAGUAUAA